Molecule: messenger RNA, 3213 nt
Organism: Musa acuminata subsp. malaccensis (wild Malaysian banana)
Lineage: Eukaryota; Viridiplantae; Streptophyta; Magnoliopsida; Zingiberales; Musaceae
Product: receptor-like protein kinase FERONIA
Biological process (GO): protein phosphorylation
Molecular function (GO): ATP binding; transmembrane receptor protein tyrosine kinase activity
Source: RefSeq, a predicted model, not a curated record
AAUAAAUGGGGAAGUAGUUGAUAGCUUGUAAGAACUGAAGAGGUGUUCCUCCCUCACCAAAGAUUCCCCGCGGUUCUUUCCGCCAUCGGAGCUCAUGCAAGGAAUUCCGGUUUAUUUUCCUCGUUCUGUGGAUUUCUCCUCUGAAUCCAAGAGGAAUGCAAGAACUUGAGGGAAAUCUUCUGUUUUCUUCAUCAAAGAUUCGAUUUUUGCUGUAUCUAGGGCUAAAAAUCCAGUCUUGGUCUUCGGCUUGAUUGCUAGUUUCUUCCCAAAGUUGUGUUCUUCUGGGUGGUGCAUAGUGUGGUGUUUCCACAUGAGGAACCGUUUCGGGUCGGCUUCCUUGCUCCUGUUCUUGGCGAUGGCCCCGAUCUUGGUCGCCGCCGAUAACUCCACCUAUGUCCCUCGGGACUACAUCCUCCUCAACUGUGGCGCUUCAGGGAAGGCCAUUGAUACCGACUCCCAAACUUGGACCGGCGACGCUGGAUCUAAGUACGGCCCUUCUCUGAAUGCCGUCGGCUUCACAGCUCCCCAGCAAGACUCGUCGGUCCCGGAAGUCCCGUACUUGACGGCCCGGGUCUUCACCUCCCCGUACACCUACUCCUUCCCUGUCGGCCCGGGCCGCAAGUAUGUCCGCCUCCACUUCUACCCUUCCAAUUAUUCCAACCAUGUUGCAUCGGAUGCAUUCUUCUCCGUCACUUCCGACACACACACCCUUCUCAGUAACUUCAGCGCCUAUCUCACUGCCGAUUCACUCAACUAUGCCUACCUCGCCCGCGAGUUCUCGGUUAAUGUCUCUACCGGUGGCCUCAACCUCACUUUUACCCCAUCGACCACCCAUCCCAAUGCUUUUGCUUUUAUCAAUGGUAUCGAGAUCGUGUCGAUUCCGGACAUCUUUAGCUCUGCAAACCCUAUGCUCGUCAUGGGUGGAAGUGCCCUGCCCUAUACAAUUGACCAGGACUGGGCUCUAGAGACAGUGUAUCGGCUCAAUGUGGGUGGGCAGUCCCUUUCCCCUACCCAGGACUCUGGCUUGUUCCGCUCUUGGAAUGAUGAUUCACCAUACAUCUAUGGGUCUUCUUUCGGUGUGACCUACUCCAACGAUCCGAAUGUCACCAUCUCAUACACGGAUAAUGUUCCAAACUAUACUGCACCGGUGGAUGUCUACUCAACUGCACGAUCAAUGGGGCCAAAUGCAAAUGUCAACCUGAAUUAUAAUCUCACAUGGAUUCUCACAGUGGAUGCUGGCUUUUACUAUCUCGUAAGGUUCCAUUUCUGCGAGAUCCAGUAUCCGAUAACCAAGUUAAACCAAAGAGUCUUUGAUAUCUACAUCAACAACCAGACUGCACAGGAAGGGGCUGAUGUAAUUGGGUGGAGCACUGGAAUAGGUAUACCUGUUUUUAAGGACUAUGUCGUGGUCACAACAGGAAGCGGACAGAUGGAGCUAUGGAUUGCACUCCACCCAGAUACCAAAAACAAACCACAGUUUUAUGAUGCUAUCUUGAAUGGGCUUGAGAUCUUUAAGUUGCAAAACAGCAAUGCAAGUCUUGCAGGACUUAAUCCACCACCAAGGCCUGAUCCAGAGGUGGAUGCUAGCAAGAUUUUUGAUGGGCAAUCCACGAAAUCCAAGAGUCGAACUGCGGCAAUUGCUGGCGGGGUUGUUGGAGGGUUUGCACUCUUGCUUGUUGGUUUCUGUCUUAUCAGGAUCUGCAGGCGCCAAAAGAAGAAAGGAAAGGAUGCUGGUAGCAGUGAUGGGCCUUCUGGUUGGCUUCCUCUCUCCUUGUAUGGAAAUUCUCAUUCAUCUGCAUCAGCUAAAUCAAACACUAGUGGGAGCUAUGCCUCAUCACUCCCCACAAACCUUUGCCGCCACUUCUCAUUUGCUGAAAUAAAGGCUGCCACAAAAGGUUUUGAUGAGUCUCUCCUCCUUGGUGUUGGUGGAUUUGGAAAGGUUUACCAUGGGGAGAUAGAUGGUGGGACAAAGGUAGCCAUCAAGCGUGGUAAUCCAAUGUCCGAGCAAGGUGUUCAUGAAUUUCAGACUGAGAUUGAGAUGCUUUCCAAGCUUCGCCACAGGCACCUUGUCUCUUUGAUUGGUUACUGUGAGGAGAACUGUGAGAUGAUCCUUGUAUACGACUACAUGGCCCAUGGGACCCUCCGUGAGCAUCUAUACAAGACUCAAAAGCCGCCCCUCACCUGGAGGCAGCGACUCGAUAUCUGCAUUGGGGCAGCUCGCGGACUGCACUACCUCCAUACUGGUGCCAAGUACACCAUCAUCCACCGAGAUGUGAAGACCACAAACAUUCUGUUAGAUGAGAAAUGGGUCUCAAAGGUUUCAGAUUUUGGUCUUUCCAAGACUGGUCCGACACUGGAUCACACUCAUGUCAGCACAGUGGUGAAGGGAAGCUUUGGAUAUCUUGACCCAGAAUACUUCCGGAGGCAGCAGCUUACCGAGAAAUCUGAUGUAUACUCGUUCGGGGUUGUGUUGUUUGAGGUCCUGUGCGCUCGGCCAGCUCUAAACCCUACACUUCCAAAGGAACAAGUCAGCUUGGCUGAGUGGGCAGCACACUGCCAGAAGAAGGGAAUACUAGAUCAGAUCAUUGAUCCCUACUUAAAGGGUAAGAUUGCUCCGCAGUGCCUAAAGAAGUUUGCAGAGACUGCCGAGAAGUGUGUGGCAGAUGUAGGGACCGAACGACCAUCGAUGGGUGAUGUGCUGUGGAACCUCGAGUUUGCCCUCCAGCUGCAGGAGAGUGCCGAGGAGAGUGGCAGCAUCAGUACUGGUAUCUCAGACGAGGCAGCAACACUUAUGAUAUUCGGAAAGAAAGUUCCUGAUGACCCAUCUAUGGAAUCAAGCACCACAACAACCACAACCACCUCGAUAAGCAUUGGAGGGCGGAGUGUAGCUAGCGAGGACUCGGAUGGGUUGACCCCCAGUGCUGUGUUUUCACAGAUCAUGAACCCAAAAGGUCGGUGAGCUCAUCAUUGUAAGGGUUGCCUCGAUGCUUCUUCAAUCUUCGAUAUGGAAGUUAGCGCUUUGAUUUAUCUUCUUAAUCUCUUUAUUAAAUGUAUUUGCUGAGUUUGUGCUGUAACAUUACUCAACCUUGAGAUUUCAUAUAACCUCCGAUAAAUUUGAUCUGUAAUUUGUACUUCCAGAAUGAAACUGCUGUUGUGAACAAAAUAAAUGGUUGGUGUUAUCAAUAGACAACUUAAAGUCUCUUCUUUUGUAUC